Messenger RNA from Ceutorhynchus assimilis (cabbage seed weevil), 3920 nucleotides. NCBI's taxonomy places the organism in Eukaryota, Metazoa, Arthropoda, Insecta, Coleoptera, Curculionidae. The record is from the annotation of a GenBank genome assembly.
UAACAACAACAUGUUUGAUAGGUAGGUACACUCUCUGGCGCCUGAUUCUGAAACAAGGGAGCAGUAAAGUUCUCUGUCUUCGCCUCCAUAUGCAAAAUCCCAUACAAGUGACAAAAACAGAAAAUUUGUUCUAAUGAGUACCCACACUGCUCUCUGGUUUCAAGAAUCGCAUAAGCGCCAAUUGUUGUCUAUUGUUCAUUCAUUAGUUGAUCAGUGCAAAAAUGGUACCACCAGAAAGCGUAACUAGUUACCUGAUUAUACUAAUUAUUCUGUCAGAAAAAAAAGAAUAUGUCAAGUUACGAGAACUAUUCCUAAACAUUUUGUUUAGUAUUUUGAUAUUUAUAUAGAGCUCAAAAAAGCUUCAACAAUGGGUUGUAAGAUUCCCAUGCGAUAUUCCAUUAUGGCAAUGGUCUUCUUUUCGACCUACAUCAAUUAUUGUACAAGAACUAACAUGUCCAUGAGUCUGCCGGCUAUGGUGAAAUACAAAAAGAAAUUAAUUCCUGAAUGUACAAAAAAUGAACAAACGGAACCUCCGCCUACCGAUAACAGUACUGAUUCUGAUGAAGGAAGUAAAACGAGCACUCAGGAAGAUACUGGCGAAAGAUAUGAGUGGACUGAAUCGGAACAAGGAGCAAUAUUAGGAGCCUACUUUUAUGGAUUUAUGGCAGGUUCUCUUCCCGCUGGAGCUAUAUCAGAGUGGUUCGGUCCACGCUGGACCAUAAUGGUAGCAACCGGAGUUGCUGGAAUAUUGAACAGUGUGGGUGUAUUUAUAACUCCCUUACAUUGGUCUGCCCUUUUGGUGAUUCGUGUACUCAUCGGAUUCACUGGUGCUCUAGUAUAUCCGGCUUUGCAAACGCUUAUCGGCCGUUGGGCUCCGCCCCAAGAAAAAAAUAAAUUUACCGCCUGUCUUAUGGGUAACACUCUCGGUACUGCUCUUACAUGGAUUAUUGUUGGUGCUGUUACAAGUGCAUGGAAAUGGCCAUGGGGUUUUCAUGUGGUGUCGAUCGAAUGUUUCUUAUUCCUCUUUGUAUUCUUUUUCUUGGCAUGGGACAGUCCAGAACAAUGCAAAUGGAUUACAGAUGAAGAACUUGAAUAUAUUAAGACUUCCCAAGAGGGCAAAGUAUCUAAAUCAAAAGCCGUGGCACCAUAUUGCGCCAUGAUGAAGUCUAUACCAUUUUGGGCAUUAGCAAUUCUUUUAUUUGGAAAUUUAUGGGGUUUGUAUCUACAGAUCAAUGCCGGACCAAAAUUUAUGGCAGAGUACAUUGGAUUCAAUAUCAAGAGUUCUGGAUUUAUGGCAUCUUUACCACACUUGUGCAGGUUAUUUAGCGGCAUUUUUUUCGGUUAUAUGGGAGACUGGCUAAAAAGGAAAAAGUUCAAGAGGGUCUACAUUCUAAAGUCUUUUAUCUUGACAUCGCACAUUUUACCUGGAAUCUUGAUGGGAAUGAUGAUUUUGGCCAAAUGUAACAAAGUCAUCGCAAUUGCUCUUCUGGUCUUCAGCAUGUCUAUUAAUGGAUCUGCAGUAGUGACCCACUUGGCCAAUCCGACAGAUUUAGCACCGAAUUUCGCAGGAUCAAUUUUUGCAGCAAUUUCUUUCAUUGGCGGUACCACUGGAUUUAUUAACCCUGCUGUAACCAGUGCCCUUAUUGACUGCUAUGGGAAUAACACUAAAGCUUGGGGCUACGUAUUUAUGAUUGGUGCUAUAUUUUACUGCGGAUCCGGAGUACUUUUUAUAAUUUUUGGUUCGGCGGACAUCCAGAAAUGGAAUGAGAAGAAGGAACCAAAACCUGAAGAGGGACCAUCCGGGACCUAAUAAAUAAGUACCUAUUUCACUUUAUUCAAACUAAAUUUUCCAAUAAACUAAAAAAAAAAAAUGUGCUUUUAUUUCGUCUUUUACCUCAAGAAAAUAAUUUACAACACUUAAAAAAAACACACAUAAACAUUCAUUUAGGCAUUGAGUUUGGUAGUUUCACUUGGAUCUUCUUUGUUUUCAGCCUCUUGGUCUUUUAAAUCUUUCAAUGAAACUGGUUCCUCGCCAUUUAUUUCAGGCAAUUUUUCAUUCCAAGGCUGUAUAUCUGAAGAACCUAGUAGAAUGAAGAGCAGUCCUGAACCGACAUAAACACUGCCACCUAUGAUGAAGUUCCUAGACCAUUCAUGGAUACCAUUCUAAAAAAAAAGAUUCAAAGUACCUACCUAGAACAAUAAUUAAAGCAUAAUAACUUACGUUUUCCUUUAUUAAAGCUCCUGUUACUGCAGGAGUAAUGAAUCCAGUGGUGCCCCCAAUCAAACUAAUAACACCGAAAAUGCUACCAGCAAAGUUAGGGGCAAGAUCUUGGGCAUUUUGUAGAUUCGUAACCACAGCCGCUCCAUUUAUGGACAUACUGAAGACUAGAAUCAGCACUGCUCCGAUGUAAUCGCAUUUUACCAAUGUCAUGCACAUAAGAAGAAUACCCGGAAUAAUGUGAGCUAUAAACAUAAUUAACAAAGAUAAAAUCAAAAAUGAUUGAGAAGAUUUACUUACAUAAAACUACAAAUGAUUUUCUGGUCAAAGUUGCACUUAGACCAGUUUUUUGUUUAAGGAUAUCUCCUAAGUAUCCAUAGCCGAUUCCAAAGAACAUCCUGAGAAGAUGUGGCAUUGCUGCUAAGCCUCCAGAAGCCUAAAAUAUUAAUUAAUAUAUAGCUAUAUAGGAGCCAAAAUUAUACUCCUUACUUUGAUGUUAAAACCAAUAACUUCAACCAUAAAUUUGGGCACUCCAGUAAUCUGAAGAUACAAGCCCCAUAGAUUACCAAAAUGCAAAAUACAAAGAGCCCAAAACGGUAUUGACAUAAACAUUUUCAAAUAAGGAGGUACAGCCUUUCCUUUAGUAAUAGACUUGGCCUGAGAUUCUUUGAUGUACAUUUUCUCCUCCUCACUGAUCCAUUUGUGCUGAUCGGGACUGUCAGCCACCACGAACCAAAACACCAGGCAAAACACUCCGAUUUGUAUAGUGAGGAAAUGGAAACCCCAGUCCCAGCCAGCUGCAGCUGUGACCAUACCAACAAGGAUCCAUGUAAGACACGUGCCCAAGGUAUUACCCAUAAGACCACUCACGAAUUUGCCUUUUUCUGCUGGAGGUGCCCAACGGGCAAUGAGACAUUGGAGGGCGGGAUAAAUAGGACCCUAAGCGAAAAACGUUCUUAAUUCAUUGUUGGUGUGAAUGUGAUUACUUACAGCCAUAAGUCCUAAGACGAACCUACAAAAAAUCAGUACCCCAAAGUGCCAGUGGGCAGCCCACACUGACAGAGAGUUGAACAGGGCAGUUACGAUUUGCGCAUAAAAAAUUGUGUUGAACGGUCCCAACCAUUCGGCAAUGAAUCCACCGGGGGCGCUCGAUAUGACGUAGCCCCAAAAAUAGGAGCCCAGGAUUAUGCCUUGUAUGUGUUCAUCCCAGUCGUAACGAGGUCCGUACUAAAAUAAACAAAAAAAAAGACGCUGUUGAAAUACAAGUAAAUUGAUUAGAGGCUCUAAAAAAAUAUGUUGUCUUCCUUUACUUACAUUCUAUAAUUUCAAUGCAGCAUAAAGGAGAAAAAAAAAACACUUUAAAAACUGAGGUUUGAAAUACUACCACAAAUGUACUUACAUCCUAUUUUGGAAUGUUGCAAAAAAGAUAAUUAUUGUUAUUAGUAAGGAUCAUAAUGAAAUAUGUAUUGUGUACAAUACUGGGUGUAGGUACUUACAUCUGGUAAAGCUUUUACUGAGGUGUUCCCAUUCACAACUAUAGCAUGGGUAUCAUUUCUUUUACAUUCUGGAACACUCGACUGGCCUUUUGCCCUGCUAACCAUCGACGUUAUACUAAUUGACAUGUUACUUCUGGUUGUGUAAUUGAUAUAGGUCGAGGCGAACACCAUGACGGCGAUCCAGAACCUCAUUGGAAUUUUGAAAC